Engraulis encrasicolus (European anchovy) is the source of this 1808-nucleotide messenger RNA. RefSeq names its product aprataxin and PNKP like factor (gene aplf). Gene Ontology annotation, biological process: double-strand break repair. The transcript is spliced from 11 exons. Gene Ontology annotation, molecular function: 3'-5' exonuclease activity; DNA-(apurinic or apyrimidinic site) endonuclease activity; protein binding. Gene Ontology annotation, cellular component: nucleus; site of double-strand break. The coding region runs from base 66 to 1808 and encodes 580 amino acids. NCBI's taxonomy places the organism in Eukaryota, Metazoa, Chordata, Actinopteri, Clupeiformes, Engraulidae. The record is from RefSeq and is a predicted model, not a curated record.
GUCGCGUGAAAGAAAAGAAGCCUUCAAGAACAAGUUGACUGGGCGGUAAAUGACAACAAGUGCAGAUGCCAGGCUUUGAGCUGAAGCCAUUGGACGAUGGCAACACAGUGGAGUUGCAGGAGGGGGAGACGGCUGUGCUGGGGAGAGGCCCCCUCUUUGGGGUGAACGACAAAAGAGUAUCAAGAAACCAUGGGGUGGUGGAGAAUGUCGGUGGCAAGCUCAGAAUAAAACCGACCCACCUGAACCCAUGCUUCGUGCAGUCUUCCCUGGACGACGACCCUCGUCCGCUGACCAAGGACCAGUGGCACCCGCUCUCCUCAGGAGACUUAUUCUCCCUGCUGCCGGGGAAAUAUGUCUUCCAUGUCACUGCCAAGGAGGAGGAGGAGAGGCAGGGAGAGGAGGAGGAGGAGGAGGAGGAGGUGGUGGCAGCAGAGGACGAGGGCACUCUCAGAAACAGCCAGAAUUUCCAGGACGAUGAGAAAAGUGGGAGUGACGGUUAUCAAGGGUCAGAAGAGGAAGUGAGGUCAUCAGCCAAUAUGAAGACAUCAACCAAUGAGGAGCUGGAUCGGUCCAUAUCCACUCUCCAGGGUCGAGGAGGCCAGUCUGCCAGUCAGCAGUCCACAAUAUUGGCCAGCUUUGAGGGGAAGAGCUUGGUGGGGCCCCCUGAUAGUCCUCCAUCUUCCAGGCACCAGGAUGAUAUGAGAGAGGAAAGGUCUCCAUCGCCUCCACCGCCUCCCCAGAGGAGCAGGACUCUCCCAGCAUGGAUGAUGGCCAACGCUGCCACUGGGGAUCAAGCAACCAAGAGCCCAAGCACCAGUAAAGCUCCAGCAAGAGGAAGAGGUCCAGCAAAAGCUGCCGCUGCACCCAAACCAGCCAAACCUUCAGCCCGAAAAACGCAAACCGCCGCAGAUAACGCCACACCAAAGCGGGCCAGAACCACGGCCCGGUCCGCAGCGGAGGAGAAAGACGAUGAAGAUGAUGAAGAGCAGGAGGAGGAGGAGGUGGUCCAGUCAGCUAAGAAGAGGAGGAGGAAGAUGCCCAUUGAUGAGGAUGAGGAUGAAGAUGAGGAGGAAGAGAAGUCCAAGGUUCCUGCUGUUCCUGCCUACCGACCUGUCAGACCGACCACACAGGUGAGGCCCACCCCAGAGGAAAUGAGCGAGGAGUCAGACGACAUGGACCUCGGACAGAGUAAGACGGACGAAGAACGGAACGAGGAAGACGAGGAGGAGGAAGAUAACAGACAAAACAGACGAAUGACAGGAAACAGCACUUCUGUGUAUGUACCAUCAAGAGCAACAACAAAUCAGUCGGUCGGUUCAACGUCGAGAACAGGAGGCUCAUCGAGCGCAAGCCUCAAAGACACUAAUCCGGCAUCUCAGAAUGGCCACAAAGCUGCGGCUGCCAAGGCUACGACCAAAGUCAAAAACCAGAACAGUGAUGAUGCAGGAGGCUCCAGGAAGAAGAAAGCCACGAAAAGGACAGCGUGUCCAUAUGGCAGCUCGUGCUACAGAAAAAACCCGCUGCACUUCCAGGAGUGCAGUCACCCUGGCGACAGUGACUAUGAGGAAGAAGAGGAGGAGAUGGAGGUGGACGAUGAAGAGGACGACAGACCAGAGUGCCCCUAUGGAACAGACUGCUAUAGGAAGAACCCACAACACAAGAAGGAGUACAAGCACACAAGACCACCAGCCAGGGCUGCUGCCACGCGAAAAAAGUACGACGAUAACGAUGAUGAUGAUGAAGAGGACGCGUACGAGGACAGCUUCUCCCAAAACGAUGACAGACAGAGUACGGACUUCACCUGUUGA